AGGUAUGUGAUGACGCUAAGUUUGCACACGUUGGAGUAUUUGUUUAAAAUGGCAUUUUAAACUUUAUUUUCGAGGAACAGUACAAAACAACGUUCUGAACAGUUUUAGCAAGGCUUAAGUCUUGCUAAAAAUAAAGCACUUCACUAUUUAGUACUGAAAAAAACAAUUUAGUGUUGAUUCUGAGGAGUCACUUGAGUGGUAAUAUUGGGGGAAAGCAGACAUGCUAGUGAUAAUUUUCGGGAAAAGUAAACAAAUUGGUGCUAAUGUUGGUGAGUAUACUCAACAUUUCCCUUCGAUAAUGUGGUUGUGGAAAAAGUACGUACGCCCUAUUUAUCUCAGAUAGGGGAAGAGGCGGUAUUAUAAUGCAUUAACGAUUAUUCACACUGGAUUUUUCGCAAAAUUUCCCCUUUUUUGUUUGCUCGUUCAACCCAUGUGUUGUAUAACAUGAUUUAGAAGCAACCAACUCUCAACCCAGUAUUGUGUUACGCCCCUUCCCUCAAACCUUAAGAUGCUCCGUGGUACUCCACUCAAAGUAUUUCAUCCACGUUGUCUACACCUGCCUAAGUAUUGGUGGUGAUAUUGUUACGUGAUUUAAAGGUAGCAGUGUGUUGUGACUUUCAACCACUAAGUUGCAGGUACUAACCUUGGUCUGCCUACCUCUAUUUGGACAUCCAGGUAUAAUCACUCUCCCUUAUGCUUAUAAUGUAGCUCAAACCUGGUUACGCGAGCGUGCAUGUAGUUGCUUAGCAAAAUAUGACUGUUUCUUGUCGUUCGUGAGACAUUGAACCUUUGCUCGUGCAUAAACUUUCUAGCUUUGAUUCUUUUCUAGGUUAUUGAUACUUUUGGUGGGACAUUUUCAUUGUUUUUGUCAAUCGCGUAGUCAAAUGGUUUUGUGGAUAGACAAAUAUAAAAUCCUACAGAGUGAUUUGUUCCUUGGACGUGUUGCUUUGUUAUCUUUAGUUGUACAAAAUGCCGCUGUUGUCCUUGUGACUCGAUAUUCUCGUGCUAGAAAAGGAGAUUUGUAUUUUCCUACAACAGCAGUGGUGAUGAGUGAAUUAGUGAAACUUUUAGUCUGUUUUCUACUUGUUUUUUUCGAAGAGAAAUGUUCUUUUGUCUCUUGUAUACACAGUUUAUGGGAAAAUAUAUUGAAAGAUCCGAAGGAUUGUCUUUUAGUCUCCGUCCCCGGAAUGAUCUACACAAUUCAAAACAACUUACUAUUCGUUGGUUAUUCAAAUUUAGAUGCUGUUUCUUUUCAGAUAUCAUAUCAAUUGAAGAUUUUCACAACAGCGAUCUUCUUUAGAAUAAUCUUAUCGAAACAUUUAAGUCGGAUACAAUGGUGCUCCUUGGGUGUUCUGUUCACCGGUGUUGUAUUAACACAACUAAGUGAUGUAGUGAAUUCUAGUUCUGAGAAAACUACAAAUAUUGCAGAAAAUAAUAAUCUACUUGUCGGUCUUUCUUCUGUUAUAUUAGCUUGUAGUUGUUCGGGUUUUGCUGGUGUUUUCUUUGAGAGAUUAUUAAAGGGUAGUCAUAAAAGUGUAGCUAUACGUAAUAUACAGUUGGCAUUCUACGGUGUUACAGCCGGUAUCCUGACAGUCUAUUUGAAAGAUGGUAAAGAAAUUGCUAUUAAAGGUUUCUUUUUUGGUUACGACUCUGUUGUAUGGGCAGCAAUAUUGAUUCAAUCAUUAGGUGGUUUACUGAUCGCUGCAACUAUUCGUUAUGCUGAUAAUAUACGAAAAGGAUUUGCCACGUCAUUGGCUAUUGUGCUUACUUUUAUUUUAUCGACAUUCUGGUUUGAUUUUAAUCCGACUGUUUUAUUUUAUGUUGGUGCUAUCUUAGUGGUUGUUGCAACUAUUUUGUAUUCAUCUUACCCGCCUUCAAAUAAUCACGGUACUACUACUAACAAUAAGAUAAGUAGCGUGAAUUCGUUCCAAAAUUCUUCAUCGGAGUCGAACUUCAGACAUAAGUUAUCUGUCUAGUUGUUUCAAUUUUUGCUAUUGAGUCUUUAGUAACUGAUUUGAUUUUCGCGUUCGCCUGCCUCUUAAAAAUUGUCGAAAUACGUUGCUGUCAGUUGAAAAUUACUCCGAAUACUUGGAGUUUUUAGGACAUUAACUUUGCAAUACUUUUGUCCAUUUGGUUCUUUCGCAUUUUUCCCACUUGUCUGUGAUAGUUACGAUGUAAAAUCUAGCUACUUUUUUUGUUCUUUGUAUUGAAAAAGAUUGUCACGUUCAAAAAAUUCAGAUUUUUUCCCACCUUUUUGGAAAUAAAAGUUUCGGUGUUUUGCG
Schistosoma curassoni is the source of this 2282-nucleotide messenger RNA. The record is from the annotation of a GenBank genome assembly. NCBI's taxonomy places the organism in Eukaryota, Metazoa, Platyhelminthes, Trematoda, Strigeidida, Schistosomatidae.